This is a messenger RNA of Babesia microti strain RI, 3342 nucleotides long. RefSeq names its product Importin-5. Gene Ontology annotation, molecular function: nuclear import signal receptor activity. Gene Ontology annotation, biological process: protein import into nucleus. The record is from RefSeq and is a predicted model, not a curated record. The transcript is spliced from 3 exons. Bases 1 to 3342 code for a protein of 1113 amino acids. Gene Ontology annotation, cellular component: nucleus; cytoplasm. Lineage: Eukaryota; Apicomplexa; Aconoidasida; Piroplasmida; Babesiidae.
AUGGGUGAACAUACCUCGUUUGAAGAGUUCAACCGUAUACUGGAAGCAUUGUCAAGCGCUGAUAAUUCCAUACGCGCUAAAGCAGAUGAGAGGCUCAUAUAUCUGAAGAACAACGAUCUCAAUAACACAAUAUUGCAUAUUUUGAACGUUCUACAAUCUGAAAAGAAUACUGAACGUCGUCUCCAAGCUGCUGUGCUAUUGCGGCUAGUGCUUGAUACCCAAAAAAUCUCCACGAUUGCCAUGAAAACAUGGCAAGCAGUCAAUGAUUCAGUCAAGAAUUCCGUAAAAAAUACCUUGAUAAACUCUCUCCACUAUGAAAUGCAUGCCAGGGUAUGUAGUAAUGUUUGCGAUACUGUAUGUGACCUUUGCAUUAACAGCCUGACCGACAAUGAAUGGCCAGAACUAGCGCAAUGUGCUCUACAGUUAGUGCAUAAUGAACAGCCAUCGAAGCGAAAAACAGGUCUUAAACUUAUUGGUGAUUGUUAUGAAUAUUUUUCAUGCCAACUUGACCAACAUGUGGAGUCCCUCACCAACAUUCUCAAAAAUUCACUAACUGUAAAUGAUGUACAAAUCUUGUCUGAAGCAAUUACCACCAUUUCCAGUAUAUUGACACAAGAUUCUACUGCAUUAGCUGAUGCUGUGAGUUCUACUGCGCCCCUGAUUAUCCAAUCAUUGGAUAAAUUGCUGUUGCCAGAGGGGGGGCAAAUGAUUACAUCUGAAGAAGGCGAAAGGGUUAUGGCUUCAAUUGUCAUACUCAUAGAUUCCAAUACAAACUUUUUGAAAAGUAACUUGCAACAUUUCACGCACAAAAUGAUGUCCAUAGCCCUAGCUGAGGGUCCAUUGGCAAAUUUAGACCCUGGGAUUAGAUGCUUAGCCAUUGAAGCCCUAGUGACCAUCCCUGAAAAGAAACCAAAACUUGCUAUAAGCUCACAAAACUUCGUUCCUAACCUAAUUGAAUGCCUUAUUCACGUGAUGUUGGAUAUAGAAUCUGAUAUCUAUACCGAAUGGCUUGAGACGGAUGUAGAUGAUCAGGGAGAUUGUCAACGUCUUUACGAUGCUGGAGAAGAGGGGCUUGAUCGUUUAGGAAGGGCACUUCAAUAUAGUGAAGAUUCUAGGUUUAUGACAUGGUUGCUAUCUUCAGCCGUGCAAUACAUAAACCAACCUACUUGGCCACACAAGUUUGUAGGUAUCAUGGCCAUAUCUCAGACGAUAGAGUACCUGGACGAGGAUGAGGCAGAGGAUAAGUUAGGGCCUAUCUUCAAAAUAUUGUUAGAGAAGAUAAAAGAUCAAGAUUUUAGAGUCCGAUUCGCUGCCUGUCAGGCCAUUGGCCAAAUUGCAUUAGACCACCAACCGUACGUGCAAUUGUCGUUUUUCAAGGAAGUGCUUCCAGCUCUGAUAAAUGCUUUUGAUGAUAAUUCUAUUCGCGUUCAAUCCCAUGCUUCAUCAGCAUUUAUAAACUUUGCUGAAGAAGUUCAGAAGGAAAAUUUGUUGCCAUACGGGGAUAUAGUAGUGCAAAAAUUACUGGGUAAAAUCAACAUAAACACUCCACGUUUGGUGCGUGAACAGGCAAUUACCGCAAUAGCAGUAACAGCGGGUGUACUUGAAGAACACUUUUUUAAAUAUUACACGGCAAUAACACCUCUAAUGAAAGAAAUUAUCAUAAAGUGUACUAGUAAGGAGGAAAGGACGUGUCGUGGCAAGGCAAUUGAAUGUAUCAGCAUAAUAGGCAUGUCUAUUGGCAAGGACGUUUUCCACGGUGAUGGAAUUGAGUGCAUGAAUGCGCUUCUGCAAAUAAUACAGGAGCCAAUGGAUCCAGAUGAUCCGGUUAAGGAAUAUUGUGAUGAGGCCUUGGGUCGUUUAUGCCAUGCACUUGGACAAAGUUUUGUGCCCUUCCUUCCAACUUUGGUUCCGAUACUUCUGAGGUCUCUAGAACAAAAAUUUAAUUCUGACUUGAAUGCAGAUGAUGACAUGACUAUUAUGUUGGCAAAUGGUGAGGCGGUUGGGCUCAAGACAUCACAGGUUGAGGAGCAGCAGCGUACACUAGACCUAAUAAGUAAUAUCGCCGAAGAACUAAAAGAUUCCUACGCUGCAUACAUCGGCAUUACUGCCAAGGCAAUUAUGCCUAUACUUACGUACAUACUCACAUAUGAACUCAAAGAAAAGGCUCUAACUUCAAUGUCACUACUUAUAGCUGCCCAGCGAAUUGUAUGCGAGAAAACGGGUCAAGGAAGGGAACUGUUGCUAGAUAUUAUCGUGAAUACGGUGAAUUACGUAGUCAGUAAUAUUGAGAAGGCUAGAAAUGAGAAUUGUGAAUUGGAAGUGCCAAUUGAAAUACUGUCUGCCGAAGUUAGUGGCUUGCACAAGUGUGUAGAUUCCGCAGGGCCAGGGCUGCUUAAUGAAACUAUGAUCACCGUCUUUGGCAAGAAGCUCCUACUCUUACUUGAAAAAUCGACCAAAAUCAAGGCGUUUUACGUGGAGCAGAUGAAGAACGAAGACUUGGACCAGGAUGAUCUGUUAAAGCUGCAAGAUGAUGAAGAAGCUGAGCAGACUUUUAGAUCUACCGUACUCGAGAUAUUUUCAGCCUUGAUGAAACACUACCCUGAUGAAUUUCUAAAGUGUUGUCAUGCAGAUUGCAUGAAUUUCAUCCGUAGUUACCUGGCUUCUGACUCAUGCGAUGAUAAAUCAGUCGCUCUGUACAUGUGCGACGAUAUGCUAGAGAAUUUACAAUCACGGGUAGUACCAUAUUGGGAUCACUUUUUACCAGAUAUUAUGGCAAGCAUUGAUAUUAAGGAGACGAAUAUCAGGCAGGCUGCAUGUUAUGGUGUGAUUCAGGCAUCUAAGGUGCCAGAAUUUGCUCAAUAUGCUUCGGAGGCUGCAAAUAGAUUGGCCAAUUCAAUUCGCACUUAUUCAUCUAAGAGAUCCAAAAAUCACCAAGCUGCAAAUGACAAUGCAGUGGCGGCAUUAGGUGACAUAAUUCGCAAAUUCGGAAAUAACAUUUACGGCAUUCAAGACUAUCUAACGCUAUGGAUGAACAGUUUACCACUAAAAUCGGACGAAGAUGAGGGGAAGAGGGUGCACACUGAUGUAAUGGAGCUUAUACUGCAAAAGAACCCCUCCAUUUUGGGCGUGGAAAACGCGAAUCUGCCCAAAUUAGUGAAGAUGUUCAUUAAAAUUUAUGAAACCCCAUUCUCCACACAAGCUCUCAAUUCCAAAAUUGUAUACUUGAUGAAGCACUUGGGUGAUGUAUUUCUAAAUGAGUUACUGCCUUCCAUGACUAAAAAGGAGCAGGUGCAGCUCGAACUCAUUAUCAGAGUUAUCAACACCAAAGGUAAAGGUGUGUAG